Molecule: messenger RNA, 1740 nt
Organism: Helobdella robusta
Lineage: Eukaryota; Metazoa; Annelida; Clitellata; Rhynchobdellida; Glossiphoniidae
Exons: 10
Biological process (GO): protein ubiquitination; ubiquitin-dependent protein catabolic process via the N-end rule pathway
Cellular component (GO): ubiquitin ligase complex; cytoplasm
Molecular function (GO): ubiquitin protein ligase activity; zinc ion binding
Source: RefSeq, a predicted model, not a curated record
UCUACUGGUACUAUGUCAGCUGAAGAACUAAUGAAGAGAGGAAAACGGCAUCUUUCAGUAGCUCUUAAAGAGGAAUGCGUUAAUAAAAAUCAUGUUAAUUUAAAUAUAGUUCUUGAUCAUUUAUUAAGUAAAAACAAGGAAAUCGAUGAUGCUGAAACACUAGAAUGGUGCAAGUCCAUAAUUGCUGGAGACAAAACGUACAAAGAAUUUUUAGAAAUCGUGAAAUCUUACAACAACUCCAGCAUAUGUGGGUUAGUAUGGACAGCAGAAUAUGUUGCCUACAGAUGUCGCACCUGUGGUCUCUCUCCAUGCAUGUCCCUUUGCAUGGAUUGCUUCAAGGCAGCUGACCAUGAUGGUCAUGAUUUUAACAUGUUUAAAAGUCAAGCUGGAGGAGCAUGUGACUGUGGUGAUGAGAGUGUCAUGGAUGCUAAAGGAUUUUGUCCAAAGCACUCCAAAAAUAAAGACAGAUCAAAAAUUGAGCCGCCUAAAGAUUUGUUAUUUGUGGCCGAAAUAAUGAUACCCAGAUUGGUUGUCAGAUUGGUUCAAUAUUUAAGACAUUCAGGGGCAGAGAAACAGUAUAUUAGUAAAAUGACCAGUUUUAUUUCCUUUCUUCAAGAACUUUCAGAAACUGGAGAUCUAAUGCAACAAAUUUUUUCGAAUGUUUUCACAAGCCAAAACGAUUACACAACUUACAUGAUAAGUAAAAGCGAUGUUGGCGUGGAAUAUGACAUUUAUGAAGCUUCCCUGAAAUUCGAUACCAUCAAUGUUAACAAAUAUUUUCCAGAGCUGGCAGAUGAUUUGAUUCAUAAAACCUUGCUCGAUGAAAUGUUUUUCUGGGUCAUCAAGUCAAAAUUCCCUGAACAUCUGGUAACAUUUCUCCUGAGUAUUCUACCAAAUGAACAAUAUAAACUGGCUUUUGUGGAAGUGUUCGUAGAGCAUUAUCGAUGCAUGAUGGUGGAGCUAACGCAUUCAGAGGAUAAAUCGUCAGUGUCGAAUUCAGUAGUUCACAUCAGUGUCCAGCUUCUCAGUCCUCUCAAGCUGGCUAUCGAAAUUGUCACAAAGUUCCAUCUCAUUCAUAUCAUGUUUGCUUGUCUUAAGCAUAUCAUUAAUCAAGCUAGAUAUGGAAACACCUUGAACUUGACGUCGAAUGUGAUGAAGGAGCAUUGUUACUGGCCCAUUGUGACUGAUUUCAUAAAUAUUUUGGCACAUCCUCCAAUUGUUCAAUAUUUUCUCAAUAGUACGAGUCUUGUUAAUGCAUGGGCCGACGUCAUAUCGAGUCUGCAAGGUUUGAACAUGAACCGAAGAGAACAUGAUUUACAUGUUGAAUUUGAGACGGAAACGUACUACAAGGCUUUCAGUGCCGAACUGGAGAUCUGUUCAACACCACUGUGGGCGCUCCUGAAGCAUUUGAAUGAUAGCAGUAGCAAGCAACUGACAAUCAACAUCGUCAACAUACUUGUCACUUAUCUGAACAAAUGGUUCACAGAAAACAGUGUUGGAGAGAUUGAGAUGAACCCUGAUGAAAUGUCUUUUCAUUAUCCGCUCCAUCGUUAUCUAUCACUGCUCAUCAGCAAUGCUCUGCAGCAGCAGGGAAUGGAGCUCACUGACCUCUUGCCAUCUCUUGAGUUCUUGGAAAUUUUGUACCUUCAUCCACUUCAUCUUUUGGUUCGUGAGUUUUUUUUUUUUUUUGUAUUUCCAUUUAACUUUGUUGUAGGUACAUACAAAAUUUGUUAUGUUUGA